AUGGAAAUGUUAUUCAAAAAUUUCUUUAUCGUUUUGAUAAUUAUAAAUAUUCAUUUGACAUACGGAAGAGCGAGCGAAGCCUCAACAAAUGCAUCGCUACCCGGCAGCACGACACCGUCGGUUGUCACCUUAGACACGGAGGGGCCCGAAUUUUCUCCAGAUUCUCAAUUUGAUGCUAAUAAUUAUGAAGAUAAUAACAGCGCGAGUUCGGUGGUUUUUGUGGACGUUCCUCAGCACACGGAGACCGCACUGGGAACGUCUGUGUUAUUAGCAUGUCGAACGGCCCAUCCAGUCGUUGAUUGCCAGUGGUCCUGGCAGCCUCUGCCACCGGUAAAUCUACCUCUUCCGGACAUCAACCCUUCGAAUUCCAACGAGACCACUCGUGAAAUUCUACAGGUUUCGACAGAAGCUGUUUUUUCCCCGCCGACAACGGCCAACACUCAGUCAUUGCCUGUUAAACAAUUUCCGGCUUUCGGUAAUAAUAGUAAUGACUGUUCGGUCAGAUUUACAAAUUACAAAUAUGAACAAGUUGGAUAUUGGACCUGCGCUGCACGCACUACCGUUAAUACCUCUUUUGUCAAAGAGUCGAUAACAUUUUUGGAGUCGGAUGACGCAAUCGAAGCAGCGCCUUUGUCGCCGUUCGAAAUCCCCUGCCGAACCUUGGGCCCGGUUUCAGAAUGUCAGUGGUCCUGGCGGCUGGCGAACCAGACCGAACUUUGGAACAUCGAAGUGAAGAAGUUCCCAUCUUUCGGCGAAAACAACACCGACUGCACCAUAAAGAUCCCUUCGGCGCUACCGGAGCACGAGGGACUGUGGACCUGCGGGGUUCUGAGUGACAGCGCUCAGAACUCCAGCAGCUUCGUGGUGAACAGACCAAUAAAGCUGUUGCUCUCGGAAGUGGAAUUCAUACAGCUUUCGCGAGGUAUUCAGACAGCCUUAGGGGAAUCUGCCCUGCUCAGAUGCCAGGUGAACAAACCGGUCGUACAAUGCGAGUGGUCUUGGAAACCCCUCAAUUCCAGUAAAGAGCCCAUGGUCAUAAAAAAUUUUGUGCCAAAUGACGAUAACAAGCAUGACUGUUCAGUAAGAUUUAAAAAUGUACUAGAAGAGGAGGAGGGCCUUUGGACUUGUGCCGUAAGAUUAACACCCCACGGGCGGCUUCACGAGGCUGCUCCUGCUAAACUCACACUUUUGCCUUCUGCAAAGAUAAAUUUCACUGAAGCGCCGGAAAAUAUGUCGGUUGCGGUCUCGAGCCAUCAGCUGCUCAAGUGCGUCGCGAAUACCCGCGUCGAAAAAUGCACUUGGUUGUGGAAGUCACUGAAUGAUGACGGUGAAGUCGUCGCUAAAGAUUCUUUCCCCAGUUACGGGAGCCUGGGAACUAAUUGCAGUCUUAAUAUCAAUGCUAUUCGAAUGGAAGAUCAAGGCAGCGUUUACUUGCGAUGUGUGACCUCAUCCCAGGUGGAACAGUGCAGAUGGUCAUUAACGCCGGUUAAUUCCAACACGACAGUGGUAGUAAAACAAUUCAAGCCAGUAGUCCCCGCAGGUCGCGACUGCAGCGUAAGAUUGAGCCACGCGUUGGCCGAGCAAGAGGGCUUGUGGACCUGCGGUGUAAAAGUUCACGGGACCGAGACUUACAUGAACGCUCCGCCGGCGAAGCUGAGCCUCCUCGAACCAGCGCCAGUAAGAGUUGCAAUUACAACAAACACCCAUGAAAUUGUUACUCUGGGUUGCAAACUUUACCCUCUGCCUUCAGACACCACGUGCCAGUGGGCUCACGAUUUAAAAGAUAAAAAACGGACAAAUGCAACCCAUAAAUUAAGGCAAGGCGUGCUAAUGAAUCAUACUUCAGGAAUUUGUACUAUACAGUUUAAGCCGGAUGUCAAUGAUCUGGGACUGUGGACUUGUAAAUUUAUUAUUAAGACAGAUAAAGGCAACUUUGUGUUGGGAAAUUCUUCGCUGACGCUGGUCAUUAAGUACACAGAGGACCAACGGCUGGGAUGGAUAGUCGGCGCAGCGACCACUUUUGUUCUCUUUCUCAUGAUUCUGGCUGUGGUAUUAAUUGUUUGGAGAGCGAGGCUGUUUACAAUGGAGUCAACGAGGAUUUUUGAAACUGCGCCGCUUAGAGAGAAAAAUCAAGAGGACAGAAAGGACUCAGUGGAUCUAGAAUUGUCGGAUACUAGAUUGUCUGUUCAUUCGUCGAGUAAUUCAGUUUUGUCAAGGAACUCGACUUUUUUGGGUCAUGCUGAUAAAUAUCAGCACCCGAAAUAA
This is a messenger RNA of Cotesia congregata, 2265 nucleotides long. NCBI's taxonomy places the organism in Eukaryota, Metazoa, Arthropoda, Insecta, Hymenoptera, Braconidae. The record is from the annotation of a GenBank genome assembly.